CUGUGCAUAAUGCCUGUGAAACAAAUGGACGUCGACAUGCCGUUCAAAUACGGAUACGUUCGGUUCGUUUGCAUAGCAAGUACCUGCGGCAAGCAUGAACAAAUCGCCAUUCCACACGGGGACGUCUUGAUCAUCGCCGGAGACUUCACGACAUACGGCGAUCCAAAGGAUAUGGUCGCAUUCAACAAAUUUCUGGAGUCGAACGACGAUACAACUCGGUCUGGCUGGGAUCGCGCAAAAUCUUCUUGUAAGGCGCACAGUGCGUGGAAUAAAGUGUACUACGCUGAAAAUUACCCUCGUAGUUACAAAUUUGCUCAUUUAAAGUUUUCGCCCUUUCCAGGAUCGCUGCCGCACCAGUUCAAACUACUGAUCAGUGGCUCGAACGAAAUCCCCCUGGACCCUAGCUGGCGAUUUCCGAGAAGUAACCACCUUGCAUCAACGUAUUAUUGUGAUCUGCUAAAACCAGUGGCACUUUCAGCUGGGAACUACCGUCAGAUGGUGAAACGCAAAUGUAACCUGCGCGAUGACUCGCUGAAGUAUUCACUGGAAGGCAGCUUGCAGGAGAUGAAGAUUAACGACGCCCGAGAGCUGCUGACAAAUGCUAUUUACAUGGAAGACAGCGAAGUGUGCGUCAGCGGCAUCCGUGUAUACGGCACCCCGUGGCAGCCUUACUAUGAUGACUGGGCGUUCAGCGCUGGCCGCAGGCAGCAACUGAAGGACAAGUACAACAAGAUACCUAAAGGAAUUGAUGUCCUACUGACAUACGCUCCGCCGCUGGGCUUCGGCGACAAAACUUCCGCAGGAGUUCACAUCGGCAGCGUAGAACUGCUGAACGUUACUCACAGCAACGUCCAUCCGAAGUACCACGUUUUUGGCUACCCCUGUGAGGGCCACGGCUGUUUCACCAACGGUAGUACAAAAUUUAUUAACGCGUGCUGUUGCGACGCCAGUCUGAAUCCGAAAAACGUGCCUAUCGUUUUUGAUAUUAAGAUUCCUGAAUAG
This is a messenger RNA of Soboliphyme baturini, 1002 nucleotides long. Lineage: Eukaryota; Metazoa; Nematoda; Enoplea; Dioctophymatida; Soboliphymatidae. The record is from the annotation of a GenBank genome assembly.